This is a messenger RNA of Puccinia triticina, 2937 nucleotides long. RefSeq lists its product as uncharacterized. Bases 1 to 2937 code for a protein of 978 amino acids. The record is from RefSeq and is a predicted model, not a curated record. Lineage: Eukaryota; Fungi; Basidiomycota; Pucciniomycetes; Pucciniales; Pucciniaceae. The transcript is spliced from 8 exons.
AUGUCUGCACCGGGACGAGAAGGGGCCCUCAGCCGACAGCGCAAGCGAACUAAGCGGCUGCUGGGCCGACAUCAAAGCAGCCAGCCGAAUCCGGGUGCUGCUACUACUGCCGCAAGCGAAAACGAAACUCGGACCGGUCCCGGCUGCUUGCUCCAGUCCGCUGGCUUGUCUCGCUCCGGUCUGCUCAGACCGACGAGAGACGAGCCGGCGCCCGAAGGCCGCAGAGCCAACCUCUCCAAGAUGGAGAACACAGUCGGCCGUCCUGAGAGGAGAGCUUCCAGAACCGGCCAUCGUCGAGAGCUAAGAACAGGGGAAUACCGUCAGCUCUUCUCUGAGAGGCCAUUCUAUGUACCAGAUCGCCUGACUGUCCUCACCCACUCCUCCGAUACUGGCCACCACUCUCAAACCCUUACCCAGGCUCACUCAGUUCUUCCCGCCUAUCAAACUCUGCGCUUCAUGCCCUUCACACAUCCUCGCCGAAAGUGGCGGAACGCCCGCGACCGGGGCCGCGCCAGGCGGGCGUCACUCAUCCAGCAGACUCGCAGAACUCGCCUAGAUUCUUACCACCGCUCAGCAAGACAUCAGCCGCCCUCCAAUUCGGGCUGGUCGUCUGACUCGAGAAGGAGUAGUGAUGAAAGCUUCAACUGUGUUGGAGACAAAUCGUUGGAUUGCUUCCAGCUGAAACCUGCCCCUAAACGAGACCCCAAACGGCGUGAGCAGGACCAACAGCAGCUCAAUCACAAGACUGGCCCUACCCCUGCAGCAGGGGACCUAGAGGGGGCAGCCGAAGGAGGACCACCAGCCCAGGCCGAUAGUUCCGCAAGUAGCAUGGAAAAAAUCAGGUUCAUGGAGGUAGUGGCCGAGGUAGACAAAGCAGUAGGCAUAGCAACAUCACCAUCACCUUCGUCAGACUUGUUAGAUCAGCACACCUCCCGCCAGACAGGGUCUAUUAUUACUAAAGAUGGCCAGGCGCGCGUUGACUCUGACCCUAUAGCCUUCUUCUCGCCGAUCCCUUACAAUAAUAAUAGUAAUACUCUUCACGAUCGCUCUGAGCUCAAGAGCGACGGGGACAAGCCAGCCUGGCUCGAAAAUACACCACAAUCAGUGGGCAGAGGCAAGUUGCACUUUAAUGUCGACAUCUUUAAGUCUCCCGGAGAGAUUCCUACUAGCUUCGGACCAGCUGAGCUGCCCAGAUCGACUCGGAAGCCGACAAGUUCCGACCAGCUUGAAGAGUUGAAUGCCGAGAGGUGGGAGUGUCUCCAACAACUCGAGCGACGAGCAACCGAGGCUUCUUUAGAAGGUCUUCGCAAGGCAAGCUUGAAGGGAGAGAAUACCGAGAGGAGCCAGUCGAUAUCUUCAGGUAGUCACGAUACCGUCCACCCCACCGCUCCCUUGCGCAAGUUUUCCUCUUCUCGCCAGGCUGCGAGCGGAAGGCACAGGAGCAAGAGUUCUUCCUACAGUCAUCGCUGGGGCUCCAAUGAGAGCAACAAGAUGGAACCGAUAGCUGGCUCGAAGACCAAGGUCCAUCCGACGAUCACAUUGAGCUAUCAUCCCACCGAAAUUGAUGACCAUUUAAGGAGGGAGAAGUUGCUUCUCAGGUCUCCCUCGGUCUCCGUUGUCCCGAUUCUCGAAGGAGUGAACUUAAGCAACGAAUCAAGAGCGUCAUCGGACCAACGCCCAGUGGGUCCACGGCCGAUGUCGAAAGCUUUGAACCUGAGCCGACUAUCGGAUGCGUCCGUCCAGACGGACCAAACCGACGUGCUCAUGCCCCUGGCCUCCACCAAUCGUAUCGCGCCCUCCUAUGCCACGCCGCCCAACCCCGACGAGAAAGAGGUAAUCGCUAUCCCCUCCUCGGCCGUCAAGCAGAUGGUCCGAACCUCUAAUUACUUGAUCAAUCGCAAGAAUAGCUCCAAUUAUUACUUCAACCCUCUUAUCCAUAACCUCCAGAAUUUAAACUAUCAAGAUGAUUUGAACAACUCGAAUGAUGAUGUCACCCAACCAUCCCUGAUUGAAAUCUCGUUGAACAAGGUGGAUGGCGAGAUAGGUGGGACGGGACCGGGGCAAGCCGUACCGAAGGCACCGACGACAGAGAAGCCUGAGGAGAGGGAGACGAGGGCGAUGGGCGUUCCGGGAGUUCAGCCGCGUCUGAACGCGCGGGGUUCGAUGCAGGAGGGCAGUAUAGAUUCGCGCGGAAGCUGGGGGGCGGGCCGGUUCCGGCGUCUGUCGACCGGCGACGGCCGAACGGCGCCCCGAGACAAGCGCUAUAAGUACAUGAAAACUCAUCCGCCCCUCCCGCCGCACGGGCCCUCUACCGUGCUUCCUCAGCUCGGCCCCCACGAAUCUACGGCUGCGGCUCCUUCUGGCCCCCACGAUUCUACGGCUCCGGCUCCUUCUCCUAUGCCCAAGACUGUUCCGGCUCGCGUCCGCUCGGCUAGCUUGGGCGAGGCCCACUCUCGUCAUUCGCGUAAACUCCCAAAGACGCCAGGCUCAACCACCGCGGAUGAUUUCUUACCCUCGCCGCCUUCUGUCCAGGCGGUAGAGAACCAGAAGAAGGGAGGCAAUUCGAAGACGACCCAGGGAUACGCGUGGUGUCCUACGUCGACAACGAAAGCAUGGAACGACUGGCCGGAGCCGCCGAGCCACGAAGACCGAGAAGCAGCGCGGGCAGGCCGGAACGAUGUGUGUCCGGGGCGGAUGGCGGCAUCGAUGGGCAGACGCGAGGGGCAGUCUCAGGGCGAGAAGCUCUACCGGUUCGCCGGCGUCAAGUCCCAGUCCGAGCCCUCGCUCGGCUUCCUCUCCUCCCCCGUCUGCCAACACCAUCCUCAAUGCUGCUUACGCCAGCCUAGAAAACUGCGCAAACGCAGCCAUCUCACUUUCGACCUCAACGCGUCGGAACCUGUUAGUAAAGCAACAUGGAUUGAAAUUGCUCUCCAAUGA